Messenger RNA from Adineta steineri, 1980 nucleotides. NCBI's taxonomy places the organism in Eukaryota, Metazoa, Rotifera, Eurotatoria, Adinetida, Adinetidae. The record is from the annotation of a GenBank genome assembly.
AUGAAUAGUGAAAAACAUCUCGGAACUAAUAAUUGGUGGAUAAAUAAAUCAAAAUUUAUAUCAAAAUAUGUUCUUUCAUAUUGUUUUUAUAUUCAUAUUUUAUUAUUAAUCCCAUUAGCUAUUAUUCAAUUGCGUUUUAGUACAGUUUAUGAUGAUCGUUGUACAAUUGAUGAUCGUAUUAUUCUUUAUUUAAUGGCUAUUGGAAUUACUCAAGUAAUUUAUUCAUUUAAUGGAAUUCUUCUUAUACUAUUCUCUUUUUUAUAUAAUAAAUAUUAUUUUAUUCCUUAUAUUCUUGUAAUAUGUUUUGCAAUACAACAAAUAUUAUUUUUAUCUGUAAUUAUUUGGUUUAUUAUUGGAAAUUAUUUAGUAUUUAGUAUUCAAAAUACAGUUCAAUAUACAAAUUCUUAUAUUCCUGGUACUUAUUGUGAUUAUACAUUAUAUCAUAUAGCAUAUUGGACAAUUAUUGUUUAUUAUAUAUUAAUUGUAUUAUUUUCAAUUAUUUUAUUAUUGACAAAUAUGCAAUGGUUUCUAAAACAAUAUAAAAAAUAAAAUUCUGAUUUACGUGUUGUUUGUUAUUAUACAAAUUGGUCAUUAUAUCGUGAAGCAAUGCCAACACUUUAUCCAGAUCAUAUUGAUCCAUUUUUAUGUACACAUAUACAUUAUGCUUUUGCAGAUAUUAAUCCAUUAACAUUAACAAUAACACAUACGGAAGAACAUGAUGUUCAUUGGACAGAUAGAAUAGGAAUGCCACUUUAUCUUCGUACAUAUGGUUUAAAACGACGAAAUCCUAGUUUAAAAAUCAUUUUAUCCGUUGGUGGAUGGACACAACGUAGUAAAGGUUUCAAUGCAGUUUUAAGAAGUGAUAAUACUCGUGCAAAAUUUAUCAAUCAAACAAUGGCUUUUCUUCAAGAAUGGCAAUUUGAUGGAUUAGAUCUUGAUUGGGAAUUUCCUGGCUCACGUGAUCGUGAAGCAUCAAUAGAUAGUAAACUUAAGUAUAAUAUAUUUGUUCGAGAACUACGACAAGCAUUUGAAGAUGAAGCAAUUCGAACAAAUAAAACAAAUCGAUUAUUAUUAACAGCAGCUGUAGCUGCGGAUCCAAAAAUAAUUGAUCAAGGUUAUAUUGUUCCAGAAUUUUGCAAUUCAUUAGAUUAUAUUAGUGUUAUGGCAUAUGAUUAUCAUGGAAAAUGGGAUCAAGUAACAGGUAUUAAUAGUCCAUUGUAUAGAAGUCAUAAUGAAUUAGAUGAUCAUGAAGAUUGGAAAAAUACAAAUUCAUCGAUUUAUUAUUGGAUAAAUCAAGGAUGUUCACCAGCAAAUAUAAAUUUAGGUUUAGCUUUAUAUGGACGAUCAUUUACAUUAGCCAAUAAUCAUAAUACAUCAAUUGGUGCAUCGAUUAUUGAAGGUGGUGGAGAAGCUGGUCCAUAUACGAAACAAGAAGGAGUUUUAGCUUAUUUUGAAAUUUGUCAAAAAUUAAGUGUACAUAAUUGGACAACUGAAUGGGAUUUAGAUUCUCACUCACAAUAUGCAUAUUCAGAUACGGGACAAUGGGUUGGAUACGAUUCACUUAAAAGUGUAACACUUAAAGUUAUUUGGGCCAAAUCAAUGGGCCUUGGUGGAGCGAUGUUAUGGACAUUAGAUUAUGAUGAUUACACAGGUUUAUUCUGUAAUCGUGGUGAAUUUCCAUUGACUCGUCGUGUACAUGAAACAAUGUUUGAUUCAAUAAUACCAACAUCUACAUUAUCUGUAACAAAUGAAUCUCUAACAACAACGACAAUAUCUACUCGUACAUCGAAAUCUUUACUAUUGCCAUCUUUAAAUCGAACAAAUAAAUCAACUGUCGGUUAUAUUAUACCAUCAUUACAUCGAACAAAAAUCAUUUUAGAUCCACGUAUGGUCAAUCAUGCCGGUGACCAUUUUAAAUCAAAACUCUUAUUAUUAUUAUUAUUAUUAUUAUUUCUAUCGGUGUUUCAUUUCUUAAAUUAA